CCCUUGCUCUCGUUCGCUGUGGCAGAUAUCGGUCGGAGUUUUGGGGAGCCGGCGGCGCCUCCUAUCUCUGGCAGCAGACGGUGGUUUAAAGGAGGUGGCGGGAAGCCGGUGUUUGGUCGAAUUCGUCUCCCUCAUGGUCGCCUGGAUUUUUCACAGUCAAAAUUAACAAAGCAAAAUAAGCCAAGAUGUCUGUUGAUCCAAUGACCUAUGAGGCCCAGUUCUUUGGCUUCACCCCACAAACUUGCAUGCUCAGGAUCUACAUCGCCUUUCAGGACUACCUCUUUGAAGUGGUGCAGGCUGUUGAACAGGUUAUUCUGAAGAAGCUGGAUGGCAUCCCAGACUGUGCGAUUAGCCCAGUCCAGAUUCGUAAAUGCACGGAAAAGUUUCUUUGCUUCAUGAAAGGACGUUUUGAUACCCUUUUUGGCAAAAUGGAGCAGCUGUUUUUACAGUUGAUUUUGCGUAUUCCCCCAAAUGUCUUGCUUCCGGAAGAUAAAUCUCAGGAGAUGCAUCCUUAUAGUGAGGAAGAAUUCCAGCUUCUCCAAAAGGAAAUUGAACAGUUACAGGAGAAGUAUAAGACUGAAUCAUGCACUAAGCAGGCCCUUCUUGCAGAAUUAGAAGAGCAAAAAAUUGUUCAGGCCAAACUCAAACAGACAUUGUCUUUGUUUGAUGAGCUUGAGAAUGUCGGCAGAGACCAGGGGACUAGCGAUUUUAGGGAGAGCUUGGUGUUCCUGGUCCAGAACUCCAGAAAGCUACAGAAUAUUAGAGACAAUGUGGAAAAGGAAAGCAAAAGACUGAAAAUAUCUUAACUUCUAAAUAGUCAAAGGGGCUUGUCAGAAGGUAGAAUGGUAAGGGAUUUAUGCCAAUGACUUUUCUUAGCCUAGUGAACUGUAUAUUUUGGGGAGUUUUCUUCGUUUCCUCUUUCUCAGUUUCCACAUCUUCCCCUUUUUUUGGUCCACUCUCUUGAAGCAUCCAUGCACUGUCCUGAACCAAUAGGCCUCUAAUAGGUGGGAAGGGAUUCUUGGUUCAAUAAUGACUCAUUUUGGGGGCAUGACUGAAGAAGUAAAGCUUUCCCUGGACUUUCAAAGAUAUUUGUAAAACUUGUACCUUGGUCAUGAGUCCUUUGAAACCUUAAUCCUUUUGACUUACUCUUUGGAUGAGAGCAAAUAACUAAAAGGUUAAAUGGACAUGAUCUUUAUUAACCAGCCACCACCCUGUGGGACAGCCGACACAGACUUUUUGUUCUUGCCCAGUAACUUUUCUCACGUGAGGAAGUUAAUAACUAGCUGAAGGAAGCAAGUAGCAGAAAAAACAAACAACCAUGAUCUUUAGAAAGAAGAAAGAAGUUUUUGUUUCUAAAAUAAAUCCUUUCCAUGUCCAAGGCCUUGGUGGUGUUAAACAGUUUACUGUCUUGGGGCCUAGCAGUGGAAGACACUGGACGAAAAAGAAGCAGAUCUCACUGGCCUAGAACAGGAAGCCUGGACCAUACUCAUAUCAAAAUUUAUGUUAACUAACUGUUAGGUAUUUAUACCUUUAAAAAAAAUGCUUCAGUUAGUUUUGGAAUCUGUCUUGUAUCUAAUAUUUAAUUAACUUAUUUAUUCACACUCAUAAGCAUCAAAUAUUUAGUACUCUGAAUGAUAAAUUUUAAAUGUGUCUUGUGCUUAAAUUCAAUGGAGUCUAAUUUUUCCUUUUGUAACUAAUCCAUGUAAAAUGUUAGCUCACCCAAGGAGAGGGGAGAAACGACAGCAGUUGCUCUUAAGGAGUUACUUGCCUUCCAUGUCUUCCUGAAGAGCAGGAUUUAGAGUUUAUCCUUCACAUAGAAGUGUAACUUAAGGUAUUAUUAUUUGCAAUUAAAUAUUCAUCAGUUUAGGAA
Messenger RNA from Camelus dromedarius (Arabian camel), 1870 nucleotides. It is a transcript of the gene MIS12, whose product is annotated as MIS12 kinetochore complex component. The coding region runs from base 186 to 806 and encodes 206 amino acids. Gene Ontology annotation, cellular component: MIS12/MIND type complex; nucleus; chromosome, centromeric region. NCBI's taxonomy places the organism in Eukaryota, Metazoa, Chordata, Mammalia, Artiodactyla, Camelidae. Gene Ontology annotation, biological process: mitotic cell cycle; kinetochore assembly; mitotic sister chromatid segregation. The record is from RefSeq and is a predicted model, not a curated record. The transcript has 2 exons.